Messenger RNA from Numida meleagris (helmeted guineafowl), 5699 nucleotides. RefSeq names its product solute carrier family 5 member 10 (gene SLC5A10). The transcript is spliced from 9 exons. Gene Ontology annotation, molecular function: D-glucose:sodium symporter activity. Lineage: Eukaryota; Metazoa; Chordata; Aves; Galliformes; Numididae. The coding region runs from base 4194 to 5558 and encodes 454 amino acids. The record is from RefSeq and is a predicted model, not a curated record. Gene Ontology annotation, cellular component: plasma membrane. Gene Ontology annotation, biological process: transmembrane transport.
UCAGCUCUGGGGCAGCUCCAUGGUGUGCCUCGUAGCAGAGAGGCUGCAGAUGAGAGGUGCUCAGGCUGCGCUGUGCCCUGGGGUUUUAUCCACGCUCCUGCAGCUCUGAGGGGUCCCACCCCUGAGGGGCGAUGGCUGCACGGAAAACAAUUUAGCAAAUGCUUCUACCUGGAGGCAGCGGGUGGCUGCAGCACCAGCUGUGUCCCCACGCAGCGGCGCUCACUGCCCGCUGCUCCGGGAUGCACAGCGCAGCCCAACCGGGGCAGCACCGCUGCUGCUCCGCAUCGCAGCCUGCACGGAGCCUGGGAGGAGUGGAGGGGCCGGGGUUUCCGCCCGGAGAGAGGGGAAGGAUAGAGCAACCUGAGGACAACCCUCGUUGUGCAAAUAUUUAGGUUGCAUUUAGUGCAGCUCGCGUUUCCCUUGCCUUUCUCUGCCCACUUGGAGACCCAUUGCAGGCAGCACUGCUUGCUGCUGUGUUCCUGGCUUCAGACCCAGGAGCUGCCGUCUCAGCCUUGGCACUGCUCCGGGUGCUGUGCUGAAAGGCAGGUUGCAGGGGAGGGAGCAGCCCUCUUCCUGCUGAUGCAGAGCUUUGAGCAUGGGCAGAACCUGCAGAAGCGGCGCUGGGGAUUCUGUUGGUGCAGCUGUCACCUGUAUUCUCCCUAACACCACGUCCCAUCACGCUGGAGAUCGUUCUUCCCGUAAAGCUAUUUCAUACUCUUACCAUUUUUUGCAGCUGGAUACCUAAUGGCAUUUCUCCUCCAUUAGGGAUGUUGUACAGCUCACCCGAGCUCCCCGCUGCUCUCAGCCAUGCAGAAGUGCCCUCUCCUGCCCGUCCCCAGCCCUCGGUCCCUUUGUGUCCUGGCAGAGCUGCUGGGACCUGCCCAGCCCUGGUGCCGCUCCCACUGGGACAAGUGGCAGCAUCUGUCCGGUUUGCAGGUUGGGGCAAUGAUACCCAUUAUUCCCUGGUUGUCCUAAUGCCUGGGAACUUGUCAGCACUCAUUCCUCUUCCCUGCUCCCACGGUGCCCAGGGAGGGACGUGGUUCAGUACUGGUCCAGUAUUGAUCUUGGUGAUCUGAAUUUAUAGAAUCUGAGGGCUGCUUGUAUUGGGGUCUGUCUCUGGAUGAUCACACAAUCCCUCUCCUCAUACCAAAGAAGUGUGCUCUGCCAUGGAGGGAGGGGUGCUCAGCCCACACAUUUCCCGGAUGCCAGUGACUUUGGCUGGAGGGUACAGACAUCCCACGCCCACCCUCACAGCUCUGCCUGUGCCUGUGCUGUUGCUCAGCCUAUGCCAUGCUUUCUUUGUGCUGCUGAGCUUCCUGUGACCGCUGAGCCACGCAGGAUCCCAUAGAAGAAGAAUCAACCUGACCAGGGUCUACCUGGCAUUUGGCACCACCCAUGGCGAACCCAUGCAAUGGUUGGGGUGAGUGUUGGCAGAUAUGCCAGGUGGUGCCACGGGUGUCCUAUCCCUGGUGCUGAGCGCAGUGUGAAGCUCAGGGCAAUGGGGACUGUCACCGCUGCUCCGGUGGCUCUGUUGUGGGCAGGGGUGCCCAUAACACAUCACUCUCCCUCCUCCCCAUUUGCUGGUCCCCAUCCCUCAGUGGUUGGGGCAGCCCAAAGCCCAGCUGAGAGAUUCCAUUCCCCUUAGCUAGGAAUAGGUGAAGCUUUGCAUGAGCGUUCCAGCUCUGGUGGAGAGCCCUGGAGACUCCUCCGUGUCCCGUGUAACUCGUUCGGCUCAGGCUUGGCCAGCAGCUCUCCUUGGGAAGGAAGGCACUGGUGGUGUUGGGUAAGAACGGGUUUCCGAGUGAGGUCACCGGCGGAGGCAGGGAUCUCACCGGAUUAGGAGCCUGACUUCAAAGGCUUCUGCUCUCCUUUUGCAGUUGAAAGGACUUGUUUCAUGAAUAGGUCAUGCCUGGUUUUAAUUAGCUUGUUUUUGUAUUUGGGAUGUCUUAUGAACAAUUCAGUCACAUGCGCUUUUAUUUUUUUCCCACUGUAGCAGCAUUACGAGGAAGAGAGGUGGGGUUCCCUCUGCUUCCUCAUAGCAAAGACUUAGACUCAUUUGCAGACGACUGCAAAAAUGCUUUGGCAUUGAGAAAGCCCAGAGAAAUGGUUAUGAAAUGUUUUCUCCGGGGCUGAGCUUUUGCAUCUGAGCUCUGGGCUCUGCUGCGGUGAUGAGAGGUGCAUUCCUGAAGGGGAUACUGGGACCUCCAGAAGGCACCAAGGUUGCGAUGGGGAGGCUCAAAAUAUUUUGGGUUUCUGCUUCUUGUUCAUCUCUGGAGGUGCCCGAGGCUGUGGGUGGAGCCCUGGGCAGCCCAAGGUGGUGGGAGCCAGCCCAUGGCGGGGCGUUGGGCCUGGGGGGGGAGCUGCGAGCUCUCUUCCCACCAACCAUGCAGUGGUUCUAUGGUUCUGUGAUCUUUAAGUUCCCUUCCAACCCAACCAUUCCAUGGUUCUACAACCAUUGCACUAGGAGGAGAUGGAUGAGGGCCUUUUUCUGCCUUGUAGCUGAAGCUUGCAGUGUGGAGAUGACUUUGUUGUCCUCCUGUAGGGCUGCUUGGAGGUGUGUGUGGUAUCAGGCUGUAGCUGGAUCCCCUUUCUGGUGAAAGGCAUUGCUGAAAGAGGAGCUGCUGGUGGAGGUUUUGGCAUGGUUGCCACUGGGUUGGUUCCUCUUCAGCAGGACUUAUUGGGGUGAAUUGCCUCUUGGUGCUCUUGAGGGCUCUCCUGGAGACAUGGCCAGGCCUGAGUGCCUGGCCCUUGGGGUGACAUCUCCCUUGGGGUGCUGGAAGGGACUGUGGUGGAAAGUUUGGUGCAAAUGUCAUGGAACAGGCCCUGAACCGGGGUCCUCAAGCUCAUGAUGCAAAUGCUCUUCAGGUCGGUUGGUUUGUGAUUUAGUCAGUGUUAUGCCUAACUGUGCGGGCUCACCUGGGACAGGCAUGACUAUACCGGAUUGGAGCACCCAAAGGCGCUGGGUGCCAGGAGGGGUGCAGCCCCCAGGUGGCACCAGGUGCCCAUCUCCAGGACUGCAGGGAGCAUGGUGAGAUGCCACCUGGGGAGCAGGUCAUUGCCAGAUUGGGCCUAAUCCUGUGAGGGGCUGAGCACCACUCGCUCCCCAUGUUGUUCCCAAAGGCUGUGGCACCCUACAGCCACACUCCUUGUCUCCACGCAGACCGACCUGUACUCAGGGGCUCUGUUUGUGCAAGUCUGCCUGGGCUGGGACCUCUACCUCUCCACCGUCCUGAUGCUGCUGGUGACAGGGCUCUACACCAUUGCAGGUAGGCUGCUCGCUGUCUGGCUUCUUUGCUUGAACCAAUGCCACUUGCACUCCUGUUUUACACUUACUUGUGUGCUCACGGGGCUGCUGUUCCCUGUGCCACCCAGCACUGCUGUGCGUCCUCCUGAGAACUCAGCUCGAGCAGUGACUCGGGUGUGAGCUCUCUUUUGUCAUUACAACUCAGCUUUUGUAAUCACUCGCUCCUCCUCUGUCUCAUAGCUAAAUGCUUUCUUGUGUGUGCACCUAUUUGUAAUCAGCUCUAAUCAGCGCUUCUCCUAUUACAGAACCAUUACUGAGGCAGCUAAAAUCUCAGAGCCCUUCGCCUAACCCGUUUCCCACCUGCUCUGCCUGCAGUGCAACUCGCUGCCAUUCCCCUGCCCAGCUGCAGGGAACACCUCCUGUGCACGUUCCCACAGUGGGACCGUUUCUGUGCAGCACCAGUUGGUGUCUUUCCUUGCUGAUUUGGGGGUGAUGACAGUUUGGAGAUGGAAAUGGGGAGCCCCUGGCUUGUAGUCCCACUCUUGCACUGCAGAAACGAUGAUUCUUUCCAGGAUAUUAUUUCAGCUUUUAUUUCAGCUGGGACAUUCCCUUCCCUGGUAGCUCCAGUGGAGAUGCCGAGCAGUAAAUCCUCCUCCAGUAUCUUCUCCCGGCCAUCAAAAUGGGAAAUGGUGUAAUUAUAUCCAAAACGUGGUGGAUUUUGCAAGACUCUGGUUUUGAGCAAAUCCCACGUGGCUUUUUCCUGCCCACGAGGCUCGUUGUGCAGCGAGGCAUUCCGGUGUGUGCCAGGCAGAGGUGUGCUCGCUGCGUCACCCCGGACCGGAGCAGAUCGCAGGCAUGGCUGGGCAGGCGCUGGAUGGGGAUGAAUCAGAGACUUGGGUUGAAACGGGUUGAAACCCAUUUUCUCUAGGCCCGCUACUUCUUUGUGAGCAUGGGCAGUCCUCUGGGGCUGCGUGAUCCCACAAGUGCUCGUGGUGCCUUGCUCUUUGCAGGGGGGCUGGCGGCUGUCAUCUACACCGACGCGCUGCAAACGCUCAUCAUGGUCCUCGGAGCCAUCAUGCUGGCGGUGAGAGCUUUCAAUGCGAUCGGAGGUUACUCCAACCUGGAAGAGGCCUAUCUAAAAGCCGUGCCGUCCAAGAUCGUUCCCAACACGACCUGCCACCUGCCCAGAGCGGAUGCCAUGCACCUCUUCCGAGACCCAAUCUCUGGAGAUCUGCCCUGGACUGGGAUGACGUUCGGGCUGUCCAUCAUGGCCACGUGGUACUGGUGCACCGACCAGGUCAUCGUGCAGCGGUCGCUCUCUGCACGGAGCCUGAACCACGCCAAGGCCGGCUCCAUCCUAGCCAGCUACCUGAAGAUGCUGCCCCUGUUCGUCAUCAUCAUGCCAGGGAUGAUCAGCAGGGUCCUGUUCCCAGAUGCUGUGGCCUGCGUGGAUCCCGAGGAGUGCACCCGUGUGUGUGGGGCUGCGGUGGGCUGCUCCAACAUCGCCUACCCCAAGCUGGUGGUGGAGCUGAUGCCCAGUGGGCUGCGGGGUCUGAUGAUCGCGGUGAUGAUGGCCGCACUCAUGUCCUCCCUCACCUCCAUCUUCAACAGCAGCAGCACUCUCUUCACCAUGGACAUCUGGAGGAGGAUGAGGCCAGGAGCCAGUGAGCGCGAGCUGCUCGUGGUGGGCAGGGUGGUGACGGUGCUGCUGGUGGCCCUCAGCGUGGUGUGGAUCCCCAUCCUGCAGAGCUCUGGUGGCGGGCAGCUCUAUAUCUACAUCCAGGCUGUCACCAGCUACCUGGCUCCUCCCGUCACUGCCGUCUUCAUCCUGGCUGUCUUCUGGCCCCGUGCUAACGAGCAGGGAGCCUUCUGGGGCCUGAUGGCGGGGCUGGCGCUGGGGCUGGCCAGGAUGGGGCUGGAGCUGGCACACCCCAUGCCCCGUUGUGGGGUCCCCGACGGGCGGCCCUGGCUGCUGGCUGACCUGCACUACCUGCACUUCGCUGCGCUGCUGUGUGCCACCACGGGGGCCGUCGUGGUGGGGGGCAGCCUGAUGACCCCCCCGCCACCCUCAGACAGGCUGCAGGAUCUGACCUGGUGGAGCCUCUCCUGGGAGCCCCCCCAGCACUCCAUGGAUAGCACAUCACAGAGAUGCCCGCAUGGCUCCUGCUCAGAAGCUCCGGGCAGCUGGCAGCCAACUGAGGGACACCCAGCCCUGCAGGACACCACCGAGUCCCCUUUCUGGACCCGGGUCUGCAGCAUCAACGCUGUUGUCCUGCUGUGCAUCAAUAUUUUCUGCUAUGCAUACUUUGCAUAGCCCCCUGCCAGCCCCUAGGAAGAGAGGAACACGUGGUGAAAUGGGGAUUUAGGUGAUGUUUAGGUCAAGUUUGGGAUAGCAGCAGAUUAAAGCCACUGGUGCAGAGUGAGCUGGGUGUUCUCAGCACUGCGGACCUGACUG